UCGCCCCGCUUUCAGUCUGUCUCGUCGGAACCCUUAUCGGCGAUCGUAUCUGGGACCACAGCGCACAGCUCUUGCCGAGGAUCCGCCAGGCAGCACUGCUUGGCGUCGCGCGCCGCCUUCUCGCCCAAGCAGCUCCACCUGCACCACCUGGUGCGGCCCUGGGCCUCGCGCCGCCAGCCCUCCUCUCCCGACGGCNNGCGCAGUGGCCUGAGCGGCAGCAUGUUCCCCGGGCGACGCACGCUGGCGCCCGCGCCGCGCACGCGCAUCGAGCUGCACGCGCACCUGGACGGCUGCGUGCGCCACGAGACCAUCUGGGAGCUCAUGCGGUCGAAGAAGAUGAAGAUGCCGGGCGACGGCACGUUCCACGCGCUGCAGGAGGCGCUGGUGGUGCGCGACCCCGUCGACCUGGCGCACUUCCUCGAGCCCUUCAACAUCUUCUCGCGCGCCAUCGCGCGUGGAAACGUGGUGUUUAAAACAGAAGACGUCAAGGCCGUGGACGACUACUUAGCGGAGCGCAUAGGUCACGGGUACCACGUCGUAAAGGAUAACUCCGUGUACAAAAUGUGCCAGGAGCGCGACAUUCACUUCGAAUGCUGCCCUUGGUCGUCAUUGCUGACAGGUUCCGUCAACCCAGGCAUUUCGAAGCAUCCCAUCGCCAGGUUUGCCGAAGAUGAAGUAAACUUCUCUCUGAACACCGACGAUACUACAAUCACCGGGAUGACCCUGCAGAACGACUAUGACCUAGCAGGCUCUUGGGGCCUCACAGAAGCACAUGUGAUUCGUGCGAACAUCAACGCGCUGCGCUGCAGCUUCCUGCCGCAGAAGGACAAGGACGCGCUUAUGAGCCGCUUGCUCGACAGCCUGGGCGUGAUUCCCGAACGCAAGGCCAAGUGAACAGCGCGCGAGCCGACUCUCGCUUUGCUCGGCGGCCCCCACCCCCACCCCUUCUCAUCCACACACACUCGCCAGGUCACGCCCCGCACUGCCCAACGAUCCUUCCGAGGAGUUCGUGGGUGAGGCCGGACUUCUGUUGCCCGAAGACACUCACGAAUAUCACGUGACGCUCGUCUCUUGUUGGUGUAAUGGCUGCCACAUCUCGCUUUCGCUUCGUCGCGCAAAUAUCGUUGAAAAUUGGUCGGAAAAUAACUAUAUGUUAAGGUGCGUAAUGGCAGUUUGACUUAAUUUCGGAAAAAGUUAAAAAAUUCAAAGUUUCAACGUAGUUGUUAUCCCAUAGUGAGGAUGGUUUCGUACUGAGUUUGUUAAACACAAAACAAUAGCUUCCGUCGAAGAUCAGUGGAUGGAAUGAAACCCCAUACGAAAUAAAAAACAAUUUUAUUUUUUGUUGAUGUGAGAAGUGCAACUAUCUAAUUAGAGUUUCAUGUUUGUAUUAUAUAAUUUUAAUCAGAAUUAUAAAAAUAAUUCGCAGAUAUAAUGAAUAUUUGUGAUUGUUUUGUGUAAAUGUAUGCCCUUGCUAUUAUUCUCUAUUUUACCAAUUAAACUGUUCCAUAACUUGUUACAUCAUUUUAUAACUUCCAUUUCAAUUUGUCUGUGCCCAACAGGUUUUUUACCUUUGACAAUAUAAUUUCAAAAAAACAUGUACAUAUACUCUUAAAAGUGCAUGUAUGAUCAUCCCUUGAUUUUACAAAAUGGCUUUUGUUAACCGGGGGCGCUUCUGUCAAGGAAGAAUGCGGGAGAGAGAACCCGAAAUCUACAGAUUUCAUAUUGUAAAUAUGAAAUCUACAGAUUUCAUAUUGUAAAUAUUUUUUGAAAUUAAAUAAUAUUUUAAGGCAUUCAUUUUAUAUCUUCGUAACCAUUUUAUUAUAUCCUUAUAUCCAUGAAUAUCUUCGUAUCUAUUUUGUUUUAUCGAAUUCGUCGUGUAUGUAGAGAAUGUAUUGUAAUGCUACAAAAAAUAGAUGUUGAGCUUUUGACGGAAAUACACGCUUUAGAGCUUCCUGAUGUCCAAAAAAUGAUUUUAUUCAAAAUUCUGUCCGACUGUAGCCAUUACUAGCGCCUAAAGCAAAUCUAGAAGUUUGUCCCAAAAUGGAUACUUCCCAAUCUGUUCCGACUCAAAACCUUGAGAAUUUGAUUUUUUUUUUUUUAUUUCUGUUAAUAUCUUGAUACCUAUUUUUUGCAUCAUAACAUAACUAGCUCUAUACUACUUACAAGAGGAAGUAACAUGUUUGUACCAUUACUUCAUCUUCCUCUACUCUUUUAAGUUGGAUUA
Gryllus bimaculatus (two-spotted cricket) is the source of this 2224-nucleotide messenger RNA. Lineage: Eukaryota; Metazoa; Arthropoda; Insecta; Orthoptera; Gryllidae. The record is from the annotation of a GenBank genome assembly.